AAUGCGUCGUCAAUGUCCGAGUCCCGCCAUCCGUCCCCGCCAAGAGUCCGGAGUAGAUUCCACUGCUGGGUUCAUUCCACAUUUACUUCAACACCAACCUAACCUACCACCUUCAUUAUCUCGACACCGUGACUCUUUCCCAACACCUAACCUCAUCACGAACCGCCCCAACACAACCGAAUCACCUCUUCUACCACCAGAACUCCACUCCCCUUCUCCCAUCGCAAUCGAACAUCCUAACCUCAACAAUGCCGUGAACCUAACCUAGUAUUCAUUCAACCACGCGCAUCCUCCCCACACCAUUCCACAGCCAUCACCAACCUCAUACGACCACCUACCACCUCACCACCUCAACCGGGCCCACCAAAAUGCCCGAACCAAUCGACCAAACCUCACCUCCACCCCGACCCCCUCACCCUCCCUCCCAAGACAACCAGCACCAGCACCAACAACAACCCCGCCGCAAAAGAUUCCGCUUCAAAUCGCCCUCCCGCCCCAGCUCCAGCUCCAGACCCAACCCCAACCCCAAAGACCCCCACGAAAAAGAAACCCGCCACACCGCGCACCGCGCCCGCCGCGCGCACCGCAACCGCCACCGCCACCGCACCCCCAAAACCCCCGAAACCCCGGACCCAGCCUCCACCCCCCCAACAGCACAGCUAGACCCCGACACCGCCUUCCGGGAAUCCCUCUUCGACGCCCUCGGCGACGACGAAGGCGCCACCUACUGGGAAUCCGUCUACGGGCAACCGAUCCACACGUACGCCGUCCCCAGCAUGCCCACGGGCCCCGCGGGGGAACUCGAGCAGAUGGACGAGGAGGAGUACGCGGCCUACGUGCGGAGCAAGAUGUGGGAGCGGACGCGGGAGGGGAUGCUCGAGGAGCAGGCGCGGUUGCGGGCGGAGCGGGACCGGAAGCGUCGGCGGGAGAAGACACAGCGGCAGCGGCAGGCCGGGGAGAAUGCCCGCACGGCGUUCGAUGAGGCCAUCGAGGCGAGUCUGCGGCGCGGGAGGGAGCGGAAGCGCGAACGGGCGUGGAAGGAGGCGUGGGAGGCUUAUCGGGGGUGUUGGGGGAGGUUGGAUGGGGCUGUUGCUGCUGCUGCUGUUGCUGGUGGUGGUGGGGGCAAGAAGGGCAGUUUCCGCAAUCUCGUCUUCUGGCCCGUGGACUCGGGGAAGCGCAGGGAUGUGAGCAAGGAGAAUGUGGAGGGGUUUAUGCGGCAUUCCCCUCAGGCUGCCAACGGGCCGUCGGAGUUGUUGGCCGUGCUGAAGGCGGAGCGCGUUCGCUGGCAUCCGGAUAAGAUCCAGCAGCGGUAUGGAGUGCUCGGGAUCGAGGAGGCGGUGCUGCGCUCGGUGACGGAGGUGUUUCAGAUCAUCGAUCACUUGUGGAAUGAUCUUAGGACCAGGGAAUCUGCCUGA
Aspergillus aculeatinus CBS 121060 is the source of this 1415-nucleotide messenger RNA. RefSeq lists its product as uncharacterized. Gene Ontology annotation, biological process: canonical NF-kappaB signal transduction. The coding region runs from base 369 to 1415 and encodes 348 amino acids. NCBI's taxonomy places the organism in Eukaryota, Fungi, Ascomycota, Eurotiomycetes, Eurotiales, Aspergillaceae. The record is from RefSeq and is a predicted model, not a curated record. The transcript is spliced from 2 exons.